AUGCCCGAAGUACCAGAAGUCCCACAGGUCCCUGCCUUUAAUCUAACGGAAUUGGACCACAAGCUCCUGGCCAUGACCGACGAGGAGUUCGUAUAUCACGACUGGGAAGACCUAAAAAGUAUCAUCGCGCGGAAUGAUCUCGGUGCACUCAAGCGGAAGCCUUCCGAUCUCCGCCGAUACCUGGCCUGGACACAAGAGACCAAAGCGAAGUAUGCGGCAGUGACUCCGCGGUUAUCAAGCAAAGCGGGCCCCCGGCGACCUUCAAAAACCCGCGUCCCUUUGCCGAUCCCGAGGACUACAAGAUCCUCCGAAAAUGACUGGCCAUAUGGUGUCACCCCCGGAAUCUCGCAUCUGGUCGUGUGGUUGCGCACUCCCAUCCCUGUUAAAUCUGACGAGGGCCAUCUGACCGAUGAAUCUCGUGCGAUGAUCGACACCUUUGUUCGAAAGACUUUCGUGGACCGAUUGGCUAAGGAUCCUCAAAAUUUCCCGGACCCUGAGUCCCAUGUGCUAUGGUUUAAGAAUUGGGUCGGUCUACAGAGCGUGAGGGCAUUGGAGCAUGUCCAUAUUUUGGUCCGUGAUGUCCCCGAGGAUAUCUUAUUCGAAUGGACAAAUGAGUGA
Penicillium mononematosum is the source of this 618-nucleotide messenger RNA. Its product is annotated as GIG1 family protein. Gene Ontology annotation, cellular component: cytoplasm. The record is from RefSeq and is a predicted model, not a curated record. The transcript is spliced from 3 exons. The coding region runs from base 1 to 618 and encodes 205 amino acids. NCBI's taxonomy places the organism in Eukaryota, Fungi, Ascomycota, Eurotiomycetes, Eurotiales, Aspergillaceae. Gene Ontology annotation, biological process: N-acetylglucosamine metabolic process.